Trichosurus vulpecula (common brushtail) is the source of this 1709-nucleotide messenger RNA. It is a transcript of the gene CYREN, whose product is annotated as cell cycle regulator of NHEJ. NCBI's taxonomy places the organism in Eukaryota, Metazoa, Chordata, Mammalia, Diprotodontia, Phalangeridae. Gene Ontology annotation, cellular component: nucleus; cytoplasm. The coding region runs from base 384 to 842 and encodes 152 amino acids. The record is from RefSeq and is a predicted model, not a curated record. Gene Ontology annotation, biological process: negative regulation of double-strand break repair via nonhomologous end joining; double-strand break repair via nonhomologous end joining. The transcript has 4 exons.
AGCCCACCUGCGGCCCCCGCCCCCUGCGACCUCGGGUCAGUUCCCUUACUGCCCCGAGCCUCGAUCCCCUGUUCCUUAGCUCGAGGGCCGUCCAAGACCCCGAACUUAAGUCGGAAGAUGAAGUGAUGCGGGGCCUUCCCACAACGGCUGGUUACUCGGGGUUGCCGGGGCUGCGUGGCAACCUACGAGAAUCAGACGGGCUUUGGGCUCACAUAGACGCGUCAGGCCGCAUGUAAACCACGUACCCAGGUGCGGCCAACGGGGAACCACAAUCAGGUGGUUGGUUGGUUUUUGCUACCUUGAAACAGGAAGGCCAUCAGUGGGCAAUACCUUCACCUGUGACACUACCUGAGUCCUGAGCACUCGCCUGGCAGUCUGGAGAGAUGGCGGAUGCACAGCCUGAGAGUAAAAAGAGGGACCUUCCUCCCUGGAUGACAGCCCAGGUGGCUGUGAGAAAACCAGUGCCAAUAUGGAGGCCAACUAAGAGGAGAAAAACCACAGUGAAGUCAGCAGGUGCAUCAUCGAGUCUUCCCCCUAUACGAACUGUAUACUUCAUGAAUGAAGCUGAAUUGGUGGAUGUUGCUCUGGGUAUCCUGGUUGAGUGCUGUAAACAGGAAAAGCCUUUGGAGCACACAUUGCUGCUGGGAACUGAUAAGGCCCAAACCACACAGCCUGAAUCCCCCUGGGCUUCUGAGAGCAGUAGUGAUGGAGAGGAGGAGGUGAACGAUGCCCCUCGGACAAGUCCCUCAAGCAAGCAGGAAUAUUCAGCCUCUGGUCACAAGAAGAACUCAGAAGAGGAUGAGGAUGCAUUAAAAUAUGUGAGGGAAAUAUUUUUCAGUUGAGGAGAUAGAUGAAGAAUUCAGAGAACAUGUUGCUUUGAGUAUGUUGGGAUGCUUCCGUGUCCCUAGUUGCUAAGUUUAACCAGUGGAGAAUGCAGUGCAGCACCCUGUGCCUCCCAUGCAUCCUUGGGGUGAGUCCUCUGCAUCCCUGAGCUUUAGCUCUGGGCAGUGAAAUCAGGGCAGUCCAAGCUGGUAUUGAAUUGAUGGUGUAGUAGUGAGCGGUUAAGUCGGUGGCCAGGAAAGUCCUCAUAGUUAUCACGGGGUAGCUUUGCUUCAUUGUUAAGUGAGCAUCUCAGGUCUGUGGUUCUGGAAACUAAGGUCAGCUUAUCCAGAAGUAUUCGCAUUCUGGGACUCAUAAGACUAGUUAACAUGUACCAGAGAGGCAAUUUAUAAUGGAUAACGAGGAAGGAGAUAUUAUCCAUGCUGGACGGUCCAUAUUUUAUCAUUUUCCGUGCAGGAAAGCCCCCUUGGGUGUAUGGGUCAGAUUCAGAGCUUAUGGCUUGGCCCUAACUACAACAGCAGCUAUUUCAGGUGGGAUAAGAGAAGAGGAGGAAGGGGCCAGGUUAGGCAGCCUGCUGCUUAUGUCAGUGUUGCACAAUGAGGUGACUGGAAGAAAGGAGGCAAAGACCUACCUACUCCUACCCCAUGGGGAAUCACCUCAUUAUAACUAGGGAAAAUUUGAAAAAUGGGGAGGAUAUCCCUGUCUGUGCAAGCCACCUUCCUAGUAUUUUUAAUCAAAGUAUUUUAUGUGCAUUGGGAAAUAAAAAUUCUUGUGACUUGCUUUAUUGCAGUGAUCUGGAACUGAAUUUGUACCUCUUUACACUAGGUAGACAUCAAUGAGUCUUAUUAAAAAUCUUAGAUUAAGAAAAA